This is a messenger RNA of Tarenaya hassleriana, 1137 nucleotides long. Its product is annotated as vesicle-associated membrane protein 725. The coding region runs from base 201 to 863 and encodes 220 amino acids. Gene Ontology annotation, cellular component: membrane. NCBI's taxonomy places the organism in Eukaryota, Viridiplantae, Streptophyta, Magnoliopsida, Brassicales, Cleomaceae. The transcript has 5 exons. Gene Ontology annotation, biological process: vesicle-mediated transport. The record is from RefSeq and is a predicted model, not a curated record.
UUUCUCCUCCGGUCGCUGCGUCCUCUCUCUCUCUCUCUCUCUCUCUCUCUCUCUCUCUCUCUCAACCCCUCGUUCUUUGUUAUUUUAGAUCAUUUGCUUCCGUACACACGAAGACUGGAAAACAAAUCUCUCUGAUCGAAAACGAUCGGAUCGGACUCUGGUGUUAGGGCUUUCGUUCGUCCAGAUUGCGGGUGAAAAAGAUGGGGCAACAAUCGUUGAUCUACAGCUUCGUCGCUCGCGGCACGGUGAUCCUCGUCGAGUACACCGAGUUCAAGGGCAAUUUCACCUCCGUCGCCGCUCAGUGCCUCCAGAAGCUUCCGUCUUCGAACAACAAGUUUACCUACAAUUGCGAUGGUCACACGUUCAAUUACCUCGUUGAAAAUGGCUUCACUUAUUGUGUUGUGGCUGUUGAAUCCGUCGGGAGGCAGAUUCCAAUGGCGUUCCUGGAACGAGUUAAGGAGGAUUUUAACAAGAGAUAUGGUGGAGGAAAAGCUGCAACUGCUCAAGCCAACAGCUUGAACAGAGAGUUUGGGUCUAAACUGAAGGAGCACAUGCAGUACUGUGUGGAUCACCCCGAGGAGAUCAGCAAACUUGCCAAGGUGAAAGCCCAGGUGACCGAAGUUAAGGGUGUUAUGAUGGAAAACAUCGAGAAGGUCCUUGACCGUGGUGAGAAAAUUGAGCUUUUGGUGGACAAAACCGAGAACCUCCGCUCGCAAGCGCAAGAUUUCAGAACACAAGGAACCAAGAUGAGAAGAAAGAUGUGGCUGCAGAACAUGAAGAUAAAGCUCAUAGUAUUGGGCAUCAUCAUUGCCUUGGUCCUCAUCAUGGUUUUGUCGAUUUGCCAUGGCUUCAAGUGUACCUAGUUUGCCACUUACGCUGAUCGGAACUCCUCCCCGGUAAAUUUGCACGUUCGUUCUACCACUAUUCUUCUAUCUACGUUAGAUGGGUAUGCCCUUUUUCUUUAUUUCGUUUACCAGUGUUCAUGCUAGUGCAACCGUGUAACACUGGAAAUGAUCCUGAUGGAUCAAUGUUUGAAACAGAUGUAAAAACUUUUGGUCGGUUUGGUUAGUAGGUUAGGGGAUUUGUGUUUCGUGAGCGUGUAAUCUUUUUGUCGAAUGAUCCUUUUUAUUGAAGAUA